GCCAAUGCCGCGCCGGGGAGCCGACCGGGCGAGCGGUUCCGGUGUGAGAGGUCGGCGGGAGGAGUCGGGGCGCCCGGAUCGCUCUCAGAAUUGAGUUUACCUUUGUGAAGUAACGAAAAAUGGCAGAUGACUUGAAGAGAUACCUUUACAAACAGUUGCCUAGUGUCGAGGGCCUUCAUGCUAUUGUAGUAUCUGACAGGGAUGGAGUCCCUGUGAUUAAAGUUGCGAAUGAUAAUGCACCAGAACAUGCACUGAGACCUGGAUUCCUCUCUACCUUUGCCUUGGCAACAGAUCAAGGAAGCAAGCUAGGACUUUCCAAGAACAAGAGCAUCAUUUGCUAUUACAAUUCCUACCAGGUUGUACAGUUUAAUCGGUUACCUUUGGUUGUUAGCUUCAUAGCCAACAGCAAUGCUAAUACAGGAUUAAUUGUCAGUUUGGAAAAGGAACUGGCACCGUUGUUUGAAGAGCUGCGCCAAGCUGUGGAAGUUUCAUGAAUUACAGACUCCAGAAAGUACACCCACUGCCUUGAACAUUGUGAACUUAUUGGCAAGUCAUUAGGCAGCAAACACCUCACAGAAUUUGUACAUUGUGAUAGUGAUCCUAAAAGGUAACUUGUCGAGUUUAAUGCUGCUAAAAUUGAGACGUGGAUUGUGCAUGGCUUUCCUCCAACAUCUGACAGUAUUUCUUCCAUCGGCUAUUCCUUUGCUCAACAAUUCUGCCACUGUUCAGAGAGUCCUGAUUUUCUUAAGAUGAUUCCAAUCAAUUUGUUUAUAAAAGUAUAAUUUGUAAAAGUUAACAUUGCUUCCAGUCUCUGAUUGUCAUGAUGCAUUGGCUUAUUUUUUGGAGGCAUAGGGUAGGGAAGAGAGAACCAAGGCUGAUUUAAAUUACUAUGCUGUGUAAAUUGCAUUUAUUUUGCUUGAUUUUAAUGUACUAGGUGAAGAUCUCAACUGUUUAAAGCUGUUGAUAUAAUUUCACCCAUGUACCUUUUCUGGUUCUGAGAUCUCAUUACUAAAUCCAGAAUCAUAGACUGUAAGAGAUCAGAGUCCAGUACAAUUUGGAAUUAAACAGAAGUGAUCAAAUCUGUCCAGCUUGUUUCUGUUAAUAUGUAUCGUACUUUGAAAUAAGCUGUCUGUCAUGAAAUUUAAGCCAGUACAGUUGUAAUGUCUCUAGGCUGAGUUAUUUUUAAAUCUUGCUAGUUAAUCUCGUCUUAAAGAUACAUCUUUACUGUUGAGAUUUCUUUCUUCUGCCUCAGGAUGUUUGGGGGAAGGAGGGGCAGUGGCUUGAGGGGAAAAGACUGGGCCAGUCUGUAGGAGGUUCUGUUUUUUUGAUUCUAAUAUUAAGCCAAGGCCUGAUGAAUGGUCCUGGACCUGAAGCAUUAACUGUUUCUGUUCCCAGAUCUGCUGCCUGACCUGCUGAGUGUUUCCCACAUUUUCAGUUUUUAUUUCAGAUUUACAGCAUCAGUUUUUAACGUUCAUUUAUGUUUUCAACAAAGUUAUAUGCAAUUUCCUACUAUAACAGCACCCAGUCUUAUAGUACGUCAUUAGCUAUUACUUCAGGGCCCUUCUGAGCUUGUAAAAUCAUCUACUCUGUUGUUAAAACUGCAUCAUGCUUCAUUUAGUGGAAUGGGGUUUCAUUCAGCUGGGAUCAUCUCUAACAAUCACGUUUCUAAGGUUUUAAUGUUUAGUGAAGCUUUAUCAAGCUAAGAUUUUCCAGAUGGUCUAACUGUUUAAAGUUUGUGGCAUAACUGAUUUGUUCUAAAAUGGUGAUUUGAAAAAGGUUAAAGAUGUUUUUAAUUUGCAUACUGGAAGGGAAACUAUAGCCAGAACUGAUCUGGGACCCGAGUGUGAUGAAUAAGGUUCAUAUCGACUUGUCUUCAGAAUCUUUUUCACUAUCUCUUGUCCUGUAUCACAACUCACAAAAAAAAAAUUAAGGCUGACCUUUACAGAAUCGUUGAAAGAAUCAGUUGUUUUUUCAAUGCUUUGGAAACUGCAGUAGCUGCUGUAAAUGUGAUGCAUUUUGGAAAGUCAAACUACACUAGGGAGUGUAAUGGAACAGAGGGACGUAGGUGUACAAGUGCAUAGUUUGUUGAAAGCAGUGUCACAGGUAGAUAGGGUGGUUAAAAAAGAGGCGUUCAGCACGCUGGCCUUCAUCAGUCAGGGCAUUGAGUAUAGGAGUUGGGACAUUAUGCUGCAGUUGUAUAAGGUAUUGGUGAGGCUGCACUCAGAGUACUGUGUACAGUUUUGGUCACCCUGUUAUAGAAAAGACCUGGUUAAACUGGAAAGAGGGCAGAGAAGAUUUACGAGGAUGUUGCCAGGACUCGAGGGCCUAAGUUAUAGGGAGAGGUUGGACAGGCUGGGUCUUUAUUGCUUGGAACGUAGGAGAAUGAGGGGCGACCUUAUUAAAGUGUUCAAAAUAAUGAGAGGCACAGAUAAGGUGGACGGUAACAGUCUUUUCCCCAGGGUAGGGGAGUCCCAAACUAGGGGGCAUAGGUUUAGGGUGAGAGGGGAAAGAUUUAAAAGGGAGCUGAGGGGGCAACUUUUUCACACAGAGGGUGGUGAGUAUAUGGAACGAGCUGCCAGAGGAAGUGGGUGAGGCAGGUACAACAGGAUCAUUUAAGAAGCACUUGGAAUAGGUACAUGGAGGGGCGGGGCUUGGAGGGACAUGGGCCAAAUGCAAGAAAUUGGGACUAGCUGAGUGGGCACCGUGGGCCAGUAUCUGCUCUAUGACUCUUAUUAUCUUUAUUAGAUGUGAUUCAAAAUUAACCUGAUGGCAAAAGUAUUUAUAUUCAAAUUUAAUUGUUUCUUUCAUUCUUACUGUCAAUAGAUAGUCAAUUUGCCCUUGUCACUCUUUCUCAGUAAUUAUUGACAACAUUCUGAAUCUUAAGUUCAGUUUUAAGCUUGUAUAUUGCCUUGAUUCAACAGCAAAUGUUCUGCACUGCUCUCUGGUUUCUGCCUUUAAAGUCACUUAAACCACAAAGACAUUUUUAACAUGGGUAGGUACUCUGUCAAUGCAAUGAAACGCCAAUUAUUCAGCAAUGCUGAUGGUUCAGCAGCUUGCUUAUUAGUCUGGAAUUAAUCUUAGGUACAAACUGCAGGCAGAGUGAGUGGCCAGAUCCAGACUGGGAGCUGAUUGUGUGGCUGGGGGGUCAAGGUUUCACUGGAGCCAUGGCCCAGAGCACUUGUAUAUUUCACUACCUUUAAAGUCACUGGAAAACUAUUACUACUGUAUAACAUGUUUUAAAAAAAGUGUUUGGUAUUAAUAGUGACAUCCAAUAGUCUAGUCUAGAAUAUCUGCUAGUCUGGCACCACAAAUUCCAAGGAUGCUAUAUUAUUGCAGUUUU
Pristis pectinata (smalltooth sawfish) is the source of this 3340-nucleotide messenger RNA. RefSeq names its product late endosomal/lysosomal adaptor, MAPK and MTOR activator 3 (gene lamtor3). Gene Ontology annotation, biological process: cellular response to amino acid stimulus; positive regulation of TOR signaling. The record is from RefSeq and is a predicted model, not a curated record. The coding region runs from base 120 to 494 and encodes 124 amino acids. Gene Ontology annotation, cellular component: Ragulator complex. NCBI's taxonomy places the organism in Eukaryota, Metazoa, Chordata, Chondrichthyes, Rhinopristiformes, Pristidae. The transcript has 7 exons.